Messenger RNA from Aaosphaeria arxii CBS 175.79, 2169 nucleotides. RefSeq lists its product as uncharacterized. Bases 1 to 2169 code for a protein of 722 amino acids. The record is from RefSeq and is a predicted model, not a curated record. The transcript is spliced from 4 exons. NCBI's taxonomy places the organism in Eukaryota, Fungi, Ascomycota, Dothideomycetes, Pleosporales.
AUGGCUACUUCAGAAAUCGCAGCAGUAACCCCAAACUAUAACGCAUUGCGCCAGAGAGUGUACGAGCAGGGAAACGGAAACAGGGUAGCUUCAAAUGCCCAACCACUAAGCACACCAAGUGCGCACAGCGCGGCAAGCAUUUCGGAUCUCUCGAUCCAGCAAGAGGAGCCCAUUCGGUCUUCAUCGAACCAGCAUCUGACUUUACGCGAUGGAGCCUACCACCCGAUUGAUCGACCUGAUGACUACCCAGAACUGUACUUUCGUCCUCUCAUCAUUCGGGACUGGGCUCUUGUAGUUAUAUUUAUCUUCUUGGGUGGGUGUUUCGGCGGCCUCAUCACACUCUUCGUGUUGGACCGCAACUCACCAGAGCGGCUGUUCGCUCGAGCCCGUCGCAAUCACCUUGCAACCAAAUACCUGCCAACAGUUGUGGGUUCAAUAACAACAAUAUGGUGGAGAGCCGUCUCGCGUGCGUACUUGCGCAUUCUUCCAUACGUCAGGAUGGCUUCUGUGCCUGUGGAUUCCACUGGAAAUUCUCACGGUAAGGUGGCCGAUGUGACAGUGAGCACACUAGCACAAUACGACAACGACCCAUCGGCGAUUCCUGCCAUGAUAAAGGGAGGCCAUUACCUGACACUCUUCGUACACUUGACCACCCUCAUCACCUUGUUUCUCAUGACGCCGCUCAAGUCUGGUCUUCUUCAGAUAACGGAAAGCGAGACUGGUUGGGCAGUUGACGUCUCCGCUGGAGUAGCAGUGAUUCUUAUUUUCCUUUACCUUCUACUCAUUGUAUCCACGGUAGGGAUGUUUUUCAAACUUUACAAUCGACAGACUGGAUUGAAGUGGGAGCCUGCGGCACUUGCGUCCCAGAUUGCUCUGUUGCAGCAUAUCAACUGCCGGAAAGCCUUCGCAGGGUCCGAGUUCUUCAAUUUCCUACAAGCUCAAAGAGCGGCACGUGGAUGGUCUAAGAAGUUUGGCGUGCUGAGGCUGGGGUACUGGAGACAGGGCGAAACUGGCCCAAUAGUACAUGGAAUCCGAUUCAUCCCAACUGCACUCACGCCUGCUGAGAAUCGCCCCAGUGCUUCAAACUCCAGAAGUAAUGAUAGGGUCGAAGAUUUGGUGGAGACGGACUCUAAGACAAUACCUUAUCGAACUCACUUAAUGCAUCGAUCACCUAGGGGCUGUCAUGAGUCACCGUAUAGUGACCGAGAGGCCCCACGAGACGCAGAAGGCGACAUUGUUUGCUCGCCAGAAUAUGUUAGAUAUCGAUUUGUCAAUGUAUGGGGCUCUGAUUUCUUCCUCGGCUUCACAGCAAUCGCAGCCGCCAUCUGUAUCGUUGUGGCCAGCGUGCGAAUACACGAUCGAGGCAUACACAACCGCAUCGACAUCUCUUCAAUCGUUAUGGAACCUAAUAGCCUCGCGGGACGAUUCGCGAUAAGCGUCAUCUUCAGCGUUCUACCAGCACUGCUGUUCGUAUUCUUCAGUUCCAUAUUCUUCGUUGCGGACGUCCGAUACAGAACCACGCAAGGCCUGCAUGGAAUGCGAAAGCCACAAUUGGCCGAGCGUAACAUAUUCCUCGACUACAUUUCGCCAAACCCUUUUUCACUCAUUCCAUCCGCAGUCCUCAACGGUCACUACCGGGUAGCGUGGCACUCAUUCCUAGCGCUCACUUCCAAUUUCUCAAUCCUAGUCGCUGGUCGGAUCUUCAAUAACUUCCAAUCCUUGGAUGGAACCUAUGGGAUGGUGAUCGCACCGACGAACUUCUUCGCCUCUUUCGCCAUCCUCUGCUUCUACUUGCUCUGUCUACCAUACGCGCGUCCGCCUGCUGCGUAUCGAACCCCACGACUCGAAUGGAUGUCGAUCCUCGACACCGCAGCCUACGUGUAUGACAGUCCAAUCCUGAAUUGCGAAGAGUUCGACGUCCAGGACAAGACCGACAAGGAACAGCAUCUGAACGCAAAGAUCCUGCUCGCGAAGCGCAAGUACUGCUUUGGGAUGUACCGUGGUUUAGACGGAAGGAGGCACAUGGGUGUCAGCCCAGUGGAGAUUAGAAAUGAUGCCGGGGAUAUGGAGAAUGUGGUUGACCGGUUCAAGGUCAAGUGGUCGCUGGAUUUGGUGUUUGCGCGCUGGGUCCGAUCGAGUAUUGUGUCGAGGGAAGAGAAAAGGGAUUGA